AUGUCCAGAUUCAACUAUGUACUCGUUUCACAAACAAAGAAGAUAGGAAUUUGCACACCUGUAGGCCCCGGGGAAUUCUUGAGUGAUGAAAUCAAGGGUGGAAGGGAUGCAAAUGAUUUGCCUAGGUUUAAUUCUAAAGAUUCAUGUAAGCCACAAGGGGACUCAAAACAACUGGAAGAUUGGGACUCAAUGAUCAAAUCAGUUAAAAAUAUGGAGAAUGACUAUGUUAAAACAAAGAUGCAUGAAUUUGAAUAUAGUGACUGCAACAUAAUCAAGGAAUCAAUUGAUGAAUUGAAUAGUUGCCACAAUCAAAUUGAGCAUGUCUUUGGAUCUCCAACUCUUAGAAAAACUUGGGCCCAUCCAGGAAUACAGGAGGCCAGAGCCCUGUAA
This is a messenger RNA of Puccinia graminis f. sp. tritici CRL 75-36-700-3, 390 nucleotides long. RefSeq lists its product as uncharacterized. Bases 1 to 390 code for a protein of 129 amino acids. The transcript is spliced from 5 exons. Lineage: Eukaryota; Fungi; Basidiomycota; Pucciniomycetes; Pucciniales; Pucciniaceae. The record is from RefSeq and is a predicted model, not a curated record.